CUGAAUACUGAAUAUACAGACGUAUUUUCCUUAAUGUAUAUAUUUGUACCUAUUAUGAAAUGCAAAAAAAGAAAAAUAUCAAGUCGCCUAACUAAUGAGGAAAGUAUUAAAUUAACUGUGCUUUCAUUAUUAUGAAAUGUAUAUUUUCCAUUUUAGCAAACUAAAUAUUCCAUAUAUCAUUUUCUUUCCUAAACUCUCAUCUUCAAUUAAUGGUAAUUAUAUCUCAUGAUCUUUUUUCCUUCCUUAAAGACAGACUAAAUCAAGCUCAAGAUAUAAAACCUAGCAUAUAUAACCAUUAUUCCGACAGAAACUCCAUAAAAAUUGUUUUCGCAAAGAAACUCGUUGAAAGAUUGCUUCGAUAUCCAAGUAAGAAUUCGAUCUUUUGUGUAUACAUAUGUUCAUAACAAAAUACUCUGCUCUUGCUUUGCGUUUUGCUGGUUGAGUUAGGAAUGAAUUUCAAAUUUCUUUUGCACAAUUGGAUUGAUUUAGAUUUAAUGGGGUUAACAUGUCUUAGAGACAACUAAGAUCUAUAUAAUCUGAGUUUUACUAUACCUAAACAGCUAUAAACAUGAACGACUGUUCCAAAAGAAUAUCAAUUAGUCUACAUAGAUGUAUCUAUGUUUUUUGGUUACGGAAAAGGUUCAUAUGUUUAUAUGUUUUUGUGUAAUAGCAAUAAGAAAUGAGGGUACAAAAGAUGGCGCAUGAGAAAGUCGUGGACUUACAAAGGAUAACGAACGAUAAGACAAGGAUGACCACUUACAAGAAAAGGAGAGCCUGUCUUUACAAGAAGGCAGGAGAGUUCUCAACUCUCUGCGGCGUCCAGACAUGUCUCAUCGUAUACGGGCCCACCAAAGCGACCGAUGAGGUGAUUUCCAAACCUGAGAUAUGGCCGGAGGACGAGACCAAAGCCAGAGACAUCAUACGCAGGUACAGAGACACAGCCUCCAACAGCUGCAGGAAAGAGGCCCACGUCGAGACUUUCGUUAACGAUAAAGGUAAGGCAAAAGAGACGGAGAAUACUAAUACUAAUAAUAAUAAUAAGAGAGGGAUGAAUAACAAGAAUAAGUAUUGUUGUUGGGAGGAGAGGCUAGAGAAGUGUUCACAAGAGCAGCUACGUGGGAUUUUUGAUGACGUGGGAAACAAGUUGCAUGAAGCUAUAAUGAGACAGAAUCGUAGGGCUCAGCAUCAAGCCAUGGAGCCACAAACCCCGCAGAAUUUGAUGGAUCCAUAUUACAUGUCACAAUACUUUGCUGGUUACCAGCAGCAACAGUGCUUGAUGUUCCCAUAUAAUAAUAUGAGUUUCCCGUUGUUCUCGCCUCAUGAUGAUCAGAUUCCAAUGGAGCCGAUUCUAGUGGAGAAUUUUGCCGACUCAUCAGGGGUAAAUCAAGGCUUCAUGAUGUCGAAGGGAAACGAGAGUACUCAGUUUAUGCAGAGGCAAGCACCUUAUUAUAUUGAACCGGUUGUACAGAGGUCUGCAUCUUUUAAUGUUAACCCGUUCACGGGUUAUCAAGUCCCUUAUAAUGUUCCUCGGUUGCCGGCUAAUCAAGCUGAAGUAUGGGAUUUUAUGGCGAAGAAGCCGAUUUGAGUUGUUUCUCAGGGUUUUAUGAUUAGUUUAAUUGUUUCAGUUGGUUUUGUUUAUGUAUGCUGGCUUGGAUUUUUCAAGUAUGUUUCUGAUAUAUCAUCAUU
Messenger RNA from Brassica napus (rape), 1686 nucleotides. RefSeq names its product agamous-like MADS-box protein AGL82. Gene Ontology annotation, biological process: positive regulation of transcription by RNA polymerase II. Lineage: Eukaryota; Viridiplantae; Streptophyta; Magnoliopsida; Brassicales; Brassicaceae. Gene Ontology annotation, molecular function: DNA-binding transcription factor activity, RNA polymerase II-specific; protein dimerization activity; RNA polymerase II cis-regulatory region sequence-specific DNA binding. The coding region runs from base 680 to 1585 and encodes 301 amino acids. The transcript has a single exon. The record is from RefSeq and is a predicted model, not a curated record.